Messenger RNA from Enterobius vermicularis (human pinworm), 999 nucleotides. The record is from the annotation of a GenBank genome assembly. NCBI's taxonomy places the organism in Eukaryota, Metazoa, Nematoda, Chromadorea, Rhabditida, Oxyuridae.
AUGGAGUUACCAGAGCUAAUAGCACCAAGCUUAGGGCUUAAUGACGGAGAAAAGCCAUCUGUUGACUUCAUUUGCUUAACUAGUAACGGAGUCACCAAUUUUCGCCUAAAGGCUGCAUUUUACAACGCCAAAUAUCUCUAUGAAGUAAUAAAAUACGACAAGGUACCAGUAAAAGUCGGAAAGUUUGAAAAAGAAUUAAAAAUUGAAGACCAAGGAGAAGUCUAUUCACUUUUCAUCACGGUUCGAAAGCCAGGGCUACGCACUACACAAACUUUGCAGUUGGAUCAAUUAUUUCAAGUCGCAGAACAGUUAAGCUCCUUGCACGCGUUCUGUUUGUCAACUGCAAGUGCUGAAACAAAAAAAGUUAUUGACGGAAAUUAUUCGAAGAUCAAACAGUAUAGACUUCAGAAAACUGGCAGGAAUAUUGCAAAGGAUGUUCAAGUCAUAGUUUCUAAUUACUCAGCUUAUUUCAAAGGUGCUGCUCACUUGGCUGAAAAGGUUCAAACGAUAUUUAAAAGUGAAGAUGAUCUGCUUCCUCCGGUGUCGUUAGGGUCAUCACUGACUCCCUCGGUAAUGUGUCAUGGUGAAUUGUCAUCUGAGAAAAUUGUUUUCAGCGAGGGCAACAUUGCUGAGAUAACCGGCUGGGACAAUCUUCACUAUGGAAGCGUUGCAGAAGAUUUGUCAUACCUAAUUAUCACUUCUGCUCCACCUGAAAUUCGACGUCGUCGUUACAUGAGUGUUUUCCGAAGAUACUUUUAUAAGCUGGUGGACUCAGUUCCUCUUACAUUCAAACUUUCGGAUUUGAAAGAUGCGUUUAAAAAGAUGCAUAAAAGUAUUGUGCUAGGAAGUACAUCUGGACUCAUCAGAGUUCUUGAGACGAAUGAUGAGGAGGAGAAGCUAAGACAAGCUGAAAGAUGGGAGACUGCUUUGGACGACGCUAUUGCUAUUGAAAAUGACGACUAUCCAAGCGAUAACGAAGACGCAUUCUUUGCAAACUGA